AUGGCGCCAGAACUUCCUGAUUUGACCCCUGACACCCCUUCACCUACCUUCAAACGUGGUUCAAAGGGUCUGGUGUCUAAAGUCUUAACGCGCUUCCAGUACAGUAAAAUAAUAAAUAUUAAAGAUCUGGCUACUUCGAACGCUUUUGUGUCCGAUACAGAUCAUCUCUUUCGAUUACUUACUUCCUUGGAAUUCGCGUCUUCAACUUCCAAACUCCCAGAUAUGUACGAUGUGCUCAUCCACUUCACUGGAGAAGACAUCCGCAGAAAAUUUGUUUCCCAUCUCGAAUCUGCUCUCUCUGCAGUUGGAUUCACCACUUUCCUUCUCCACCAGAAUGCAGUGAACCCAAUGCACAUCGAAGAACAUAAUCUGAAUCUGUGCAGAGUAGCAAUUGUUGUUUUCACCAAAACCUAUUCUCAGUCUGCUUGGUGUCUUCAUCAGCUUCAACAAAUCAUUCAAUGGCACCAAACUUAUUGCCGACAUGUUCUGCCCGUGUAUUACGAAAUUCAGCCAUCUGAUGUGCGUCUUCAGAACGGUGAUUUUGGAAAAGCCUUCGAAGCAACUGCACACCAAACAUUCUCAGAACAACAACUGGAGCAUGGCAUGUCCAGGUGGAGCCACGCACUCACCAAAGCUGCACAUUUCUAUGGAUGGGAUGAGAGCAAUUACAGGAGUGAUGCGGAACUAGUGGACACAAUUGUUAAGGGCGUUCUUAAUUUACCACUCUUGUCUGCUACUGAAUUUCCAGUUGGAUUACAAUCCUACGUGGAAAGAGUGAUUCGCACUAUCGAAAAUGAAUCCACCGGAGUUUGUAUGAUAGGGAUAAGUGGAAUGGAAGGAUCUGGUAAAACCACCGUAGCCAAAGCCGUUUACAAUCAAAUUCAUGAUAGAUUCAUAGAGAAAAGUUUCAUUGAAGAUAAUCCAGAAGUUAGUCGAACAAGAGGGCAUCUUCAUUUACUAAAAAAACUUCUUUUAGAUAUCCUGAAAAUAAAGGUUGAGAUACAGAACGUUGAGAUGGGAAGAAUUAUGAUUCGGGAAAGACUUUAUGGGAAGAGGAUGCUCAUUGUACUUGAUGAUCUAAAUCAGUAUAAGUAUCAUGAAUUAUCAGACCUAUGGGAAUGUCGUGCAUGGUCAGGCAGAGGAAGUGUAAUAAUAAUUACUUCAACAUAUGAAAACCUACUAAGGACAAGUCAAGUUGAUGCUGUUUUUCGGAUAAAUCCAAUGAACCCAAAUGAGUCCCUCGAGCUUCUUAGUUGGCACGCAUUUAAAGAAGCAAAACCCAAAGAAGAAUACCAUGACCUUGCUAAAACAAUAGUUACUCAUUGUGGAGGACUACCUCUAGCCCUUGAAGUCCUUGGAAGUUAUUUAUAUGAAAGGACGAAAAAAGAAUGGCAUACAGUAUUGUCCAAAUUAGUGAGAAUUCCCCAGCUUGAAGUUCUACCGAUAUUGAAAAUAAGCUUCAAUGGUUUACGUAAUCAAAUGGAGAAAGAUUUAUUUCUUGAUAUAUGUUGCUUCUUUGUUGGUAAAAGCAGAGCUUAUGUUACGAAGAUCCUAAAUGGUUGUGGAAUAGACGCGGAUUCUGGAAUAAGAGUUCUCAUAGAACGUAGCCUCAUAAAAGUAAAAAAGAACAAUAAAUUUGGAAUGCAUUCUGUGCUACGAGAUAUGGGACAACAAAUUGUUCGUGAAAUUUCAGGAAAGGAACCUGAGAACUGUCGGCGGUGGUACGAUGAGCGGAUGAAACAUGCAUUGUCAAAGAAUAAUCACACAAAAGUCAUGCAAACAUUAAGAGAUUUCUUCAAACCUUACCCUUUAGAGGUAAGAGACACAUCAAGAAUGCUGAAACUCGCUGGACAUUCUGAGUACCUCUCCAAGAAACUGGGAUGUAUCAGUUUGCAAGGGUUUUCUUCAGAUUACCUACCUAACGACCUUCAUCUGCAUGAUGCCAUAGUGAUUGAUAUAAAACACAGUCUUCUUAGACUUGUCUGUAAAAAACCACAGGUUUUGGCAUCGCUAAAAGUCCUUAAUCUUAGUCACUCCAAGUACCUGACAAAAGUCCUUGACUUUUCAAGACUACCAAGUCUUGAACAGCUCAUUCUCAAAGAUUGCCCAAGAUUGCGUGAAGUGCACAAAUCUAUUGGAUGUCUCUGCAAUCUUACACUGCUAAAUUUGAAGGACUGUACAAGUCUACGCAAUCUCCCUGGAGAGAUAUAUAUGUUGAAGUCUUUAAAAACUCUCAUUCUUUCUGGUUGUCCGAAGAUUGACCUAUUGGAAACAGAUAUAGUACAAAUGAAAUCCUUGGUAAUUCUAAUUACUGAAAAUACAGCUUCGAAACAAGUGCCUUUUUCAAUUGUAACCUCAAAAAGCAUUGGAUAUAUAUCCUUAUGUGGACUUGAGGGAUUAUCACAUAAUCUUUUUCCUUCUAUCAUUCGGUUUUGGAUGUCACCAACAAUGAAUACCCUAUCUUAUAAACAUUCGUUUUGCAUGGAUAUGGAAAAUAAUAGUUGGGAUGAUUUUGCACCAAUGCUUAGCAGCCUUGCAAAUCUUCGAAGUGUUUUGGUGCAAUGUGACACUGAGUUUCAACUAUCAAAGCAACUAGAAACUAUUAUGAUUGAAUAUGGAGCAAAUAGUACAAAACCAGGAACUUCAAAGCAGCACUUCAAGUCUUCUUUGAUUGGUGUUGGAAGAUGCAAAUAUUUCUUCAAUGCUGUCAGCAAUAGCAUUUCUCAGGUAUUUGCAAGCAUUGAGUCAUGUGAUGCUUCUCUCCCGGGUGACAAUGAUCCUUAUUGGUUGGCCCAUACAGGUGAGGGACAUUCUGUGUCUUUCAUUGUGCCUCAGAAUCGUGUCCUGAAUGGAUUGACUUUAUGUGUUGUUUAUUUAUCAAUUCCUGAAAUUGUGGCAAGUGAAUGUCUUAGAAGUGUCUUAAUUGUUAAUUACACAAAGUGCACAUUACAUCUACACAACCAUGGCACGGCAAUUUUCUUUAACGAUAUAGAUUGGCGUGGUAUAAUAUCAAAUUUAGGAUCUGGAGACAAGGUGGAGAUUUUCUUGAUUUUUUGUCAUGGAUUGGUAGUCACGAGAACAAUUGUCUAUCUGAUAUUUGCUGAAUCAAAUGACUUAGAAAUGGAACCUGUGCCAACGAAAAAUUCCCACGUUAGAUUUAUAAAAAAAGUUUAAGUCAUUUAUCCUCUUUGAGAACAGCAGGAUCCCUUGAGUUAUGGAGUUAAUCCUUGUGUCUUUGCGUGUAAUUUAGUUUUUCUUAAACUUUUGAGAACAGAAGUAUCCCUUAAGUGUAAUUUCUCAAAAUUGUAAUGUGACUUUUGAGCCAUUUUUUAUCUUGUUUGAGAACAGCAGAAUCCCUUGAAUUAUGGAAUCCUUGUGUCCUUCAGUGUCAUAUAUUGUCUCAUACUUUCGUUGUGUUUCUUUGAGUAUAGUUACAUUUAAGAAAUUCAUGUUUAUUACAUCCUAUUUCUCGCUCAUCGUAUUGUGCUUCCUUGAUUUUAUUUGAGCUGUUUAUUGUAUAUGCUUUAUGGUUGUUGCUUUUGUCAAUUCUUUUACCUUUUAUAGCAUAUAACAUUUCAUUAAGAAAUCCUCGAAAAAAAAAUACAAAAAAAUCCUGCAUUAUGAAAUAAAGAGAUCUGCGAUUCGAUCUUCUGUUACGUGUUUUGCCUUGGUAUCAGUUAGAAAGUCUCUGUUUUAGUUUCAAUAUAGUGAGCACCGUGGCCUCAUCCCUUUGUUUAAGGCUAAAUGAAACAAAGUUUAAUUUUAUUUCUUGUUAUUUUCGCUGAUUCUAUUUAUUUUAUGUACGUUUUAAAUAUAUCAUUUUUUAUCAUUUAUAUUUAUAAGUUUUAUUACAGUUUUCAGUUACGUACAAGGCACGUAACUCUAUUUGAGUUUAUCAUGUAAAAAAUGAUAUUCAAGCAAAAAGCUUUGUAUUUCUUGUAAUUCUUUAUUUGAGUUUAUCAUGUAAUACCUUUGUCCUUUAUAAAAUUUAAGUGCAAUGCUUAAGUUAAUAUGAGCAAAUGGAAACUUACCAUAUAUGAUUGAUUUUAUGGGUAACAAGAUAUUUAUGAACACAUGUUUUGUCAAUCUUGAGAAGUAUAAAUUAUACGGAUCUUAACAAUCACUCGUUUGUGAUGAGUAAUUCUAUGUGUUUUGUAAGAUAUAACAUAAAAAACAAAGAUGCAGAAAGAAGGUGACAAUGCAACAUAGUUUAUAGUGUUUUAUGUAUUGAAGACAAAACACAUUUUCUCCCACCUCACUUUUGUCAGAUCAAGAAGGAUAGAGAGAAAAACAAAACUAUAUUUCCAUAAUUAUGGUAGUUGAUGGGUUACCUAUGAGCGCUUUGAGAAGGGCUAAGCCAUAGAAACAUGCAGAUAUAGAUAGCAAAUGGAGAGGCUACACUGAUUUACGGUUUGUUGUUUAGGAAAGGCGUGAGUUGAAGCAGUACCGUUAAAUAAAUAUGAAACGCUUCCCUGAACUUUUAUACUAUUAGAAAAGAGUAUAAGGGAGAAAAAGUAAACAUGAAACUGUGAAUUGUAUAGUAUUUCACUUGCAUAUCUAAGAGUAUAAACACAGUAUAUAUAUAGGCUUUGUAGCCUAUUGUCAGAAAAAUAGAAUAGGAAAGAAACAGGGCAUUCAGUUGAAUAACUGAAUGCUGUUACACUUCUCUAAUAUAGACCGACAUAACCUCAAAAAUCUAGCUAUAAUAGUUUAUACUACCAAAUUUGUUAGGUAUUUGUUAUCCUCAUGCGGAGAGAAGAAAAGAACUCAAGCAGGUUACCAGAUAUGUCUCUAAAACAAAAUCAGACCAAAGAGAAACAAAGGACAUGAAAAAGAACCUUAGCCUCAAUUACUCGCUGGUUUCAGCUUCUUUGAUUUAACCUUGGCAUCCAUGAAAAAAUAGGCCCAUUCGCUCUUAAUGGACAGUUAAAGAUCAAGGAAUUGCCACCUACAUAUUACUCCAAGGCAACUCAGAGGCCAGUUUAAGGAAAUAUAAACACUUCAACAUACAGAAAUUAAGAACAUAUAACCUCAAACUUUAU
Molecule: messenger RNA, 5042 nt
Organism: Vigna unguiculata (cowpea)
Lineage: Eukaryota; Viridiplantae; Streptophyta; Magnoliopsida; Fabales; Fabaceae
Product: disease resistance protein RUN1-like
Source: RefSeq, a predicted model, not a curated record